Rhododendron vialii is the source of this 2187-nucleotide messenger RNA. Its product is annotated as protein NRT1/ PTR FAMILY 8.2-like. The record is from RefSeq and is a predicted model, not a curated record. Gene Ontology annotation, molecular function: transmembrane transporter activity. Gene Ontology annotation, biological process: oligopeptide transport; transmembrane transport. The coding region runs from base 1 to 2187 and encodes 728 amino acids. The transcript has 7 exons. Lineage: Eukaryota; Viridiplantae; Streptophyta; Magnoliopsida; Ericales; Ericaceae. Gene Ontology annotation, cellular component: membrane.
AUGUACCUUAUAAGGUUGAAUUCUCAGCCAUUAUUAGUGAAUGAGGUGGCAGAGAGAUUGGCAGCAUUUUCAAAUGGGAUAAACAUGAUGCCUUACCUAUUCACGCAAAUGCACCUCUCACUUGCAAAUGCAGCGGCCGCAACCUCCGCAUUGGCCGGAUUUGGGGUUUUCACGACUAUCUUUGGAGCUUUCCUAGCCGAUGCCUAUUUGGGACGUUUCAGAACCAUUAUGGCCUUCUCCUUCAUUUAUGGAGUGGGAAUGGUAAUGCUAACAACCUCAGCCACCAUAGACGCCUUACGCCCACCACCAUGCACCCCACAAGCCAACACCUCCCACGCCUGCACCCCAUCAACCCACGCCCAAAAAGGCUUCCUCUUCGUCUCAAUGGCCCUCAUCUCCCUCGGCACCGGCGGCAUCAAGCCCAACAUCGCCAUCUUCGGGGCGGACCAAUUCGAUGAGGACGACGAGAAAGAAGCCCUCCAGAAAUACUCAUUCUUCAGCUGGUUCUUCUUCAUAAUCAACACGGGGGCAUUACUGGCGAUAACCGUGCUGGUUGGCAUACGCGAGUACAAGGGGUGGUCGUGGGGAUUCGCUGCCCCCACGGCGUGUAUGUUGAGUUCGAUAUUGAUUCUGGUCGCAGGCUACCGGCGUUACCGGUUUAAGAAGCCGUUGGGGAGUGCUUUCACUAGGUUUUUUCAGGUGGUUGUGGCGGCCGUGAGGAACCAUAGGAGGGGGGUUCAAGAGGUGGGGGAAGGUGAUCGGCUUUAUGAGGUGAAGGGUAAAGAGUCUGCUAUUUUGGGUGCUAGAAAGAUUGGGCAUACUGCACAAUACAGAUUCUUGGACAAAGCAGCCGUAAUAACAAACAGUACAGAAGCAGCAAGCGCAAGCAACCGUUGGAGGCUGUGCACAGUAACCCAAGUCGAAGAGCUCAAAUCCUUCAUCCGAGUCCUACCCAUUUGGGCGACCACCAUCGCCCUCUCUCUCUCCUUCGCCCCUUUCCAGACCUUCUUCGUCAGCCAAGCCGCCAUCAUGGACCGGAAAAUCGGCCCCACCUACGUCCUCCCCGCCGGCACCGUUCCAGUCUUCGGCGCCGUCAACGCUGUCCUCCUCGUCCCGCUCUACGAGAAACUCGUCGUCCCUGUGCUCCGUCGGUACACCGGUCACCGACGCGGCAUCACAUCGUUGCAACGGAUGGGGGUUGGUUUGUUUAUCUCGAUUUUCGCGAUGGUGUCGGCUGCAUUGACUGAGAAGAGGAGGAGGGAUGAUGCGAAUCCUUCUGCCAUGAGUGUCUUCUGGUUGUUCCCUCAGUUCUUCUUGUUAGGUAGCGCUGAAGUUUUUACGUACGUGGGCCAACUUGAGUUCUUCUAUGAUCAAGCAAGUGACGGAACACGAAGCCUUUCCAACGCGUUGUUUAUCACCGGGAUAGGGCUUUCGGCUUGGAUAAACACCGCUCUUCUAAAGAUUAUACAGGCGGCGACUGGCGGGGAAGAGAUGGGGUGGGUGAGGAAUGAUCUGAAUAAAAGCCGACUCGAUAACUUUUACUGGGUACUGGCGACAAUUGAUGUCGUGAAUUUCUUCGCUUACUUGCUGGUGGCUAUGCGAUUUAAGGGCAAAGAUGUUGAUAAUACUGCUGCUGGGGCUGACGGUUGGACCACAGCCGAAGUUGUUCGUGAUCAAGAGGCAGAAAGUGAAAGUGAUCAAGUGGCAGAAUGUGGAAGUGAUAGUGAGGAACAUGUUCUUUUGAAAGUUAGAAAUUUGGAGAAUCAUUUGUGGGAAACGACAUUCUUUGCUACGAUUUGGUCAUUGUGGUUGGCGAAAAAUGACUACGUGUUCAAUAAUGCUUCAAUAGGAGUAGGGCAAGUGGGUGAGGUGAUCAAAACCAGAGUCGUGAUGUGGAUUAAGGUGAAGUUCGAUAUCAAGGUAUACUCAGUGGAGGAUUUUAAAGAUGUUCUUGAUGGAGUUAGAAAGAUCUUUGACAUUCCUCAGGUGAAAUUCUUUUUAUUGAUAAAACUCUCAAAUAUCUCCUCCCGUCCAAAGAAACUCUCAAAUGUCAUGAACUUGAGAAGUAGCCAACCAGCCAGCAAAAGUAUGUGUCCGUCGCCCUCUCCAUCGUUGACGACUUCAUUCCUCUACUUUUUGCUAGCUUCCUCAUGGCUAUUUCUUGGGUAUAUUCUUAAAGAUCGGUGA